This is a messenger RNA of Paramecium primaurelia, 168 nucleotides long. NCBI's taxonomy places the organism in Eukaryota, Ciliophora, Oligohymenophorea, Peniculida, Parameciidae. The record is from the annotation of a GenBank genome assembly.
AUGGAUAAUUUAGUUAAUCUAUCAGAUAUGAAAGAUGGCAAAUUCUCAGAAUAAGAAAAGGAAAACAUUAUGUAGAUUGUGCAUAAUUAUUAAGCUUAAAAUAAUUUAACUGAUUAGCAAUUGAAGGAUUGCAUUGAAUUAAAAACUUUAGGGCACUCAAAGAUUUGA